CUGGUGCUGGUGGUGGCCGUCGUCAGCCUGCUGGAGGCCAAGCAGGCGCCCAAAGUGCAGGUCUACUCCCGCCACCCAGUCACAUUUGGUGACACAAACGUCCUCAACUGCUACGCGGAGGGUUUCCACCCUCCCAAGAUCAACAUCACCCUGCUGCAGGAUGGCAAGCCCAUGGCGAACGUGCAGUACUCUGACAUGUCCUUCAGCGACAACUGGACUUUCCGUCGCCUGGCCUACGCCACCUUCGUCCCCACCAAAAGUGGCGUGUACACCUGCAGGGUGGAGCAUGUCGCCCUCACGGAGCCGCAGACUUUCAAAUGGGAUCCAGACUUCUAG
This is a messenger RNA of Tinamus guttatus (white-throated tinamou), 336 nucleotides long. It is a transcript of the gene B2M, whose product is annotated as beta-2-microglobulin. NCBI's taxonomy places the organism in Eukaryota, Metazoa, Chordata, Aves, Tinamiformes, Tinamidae. The record is from RefSeq and is a predicted model, not a curated record.